Acanthochromis polyacanthus (spiny chromis) is the source of this 2959-nucleotide messenger RNA. RefSeq names its product dopa decarboxylase (gene ddc). Lineage: Eukaryota; Metazoa; Chordata; Actinopteri; Pomacentridae. Gene Ontology annotation, molecular function: pyridoxal phosphate binding; aromatic-L-amino-acid decarboxylase activity. Gene Ontology annotation, biological process: amino acid metabolic process; serotonin biosynthetic process; catecholamine metabolic process. The record is from RefSeq and is a predicted model, not a curated record. The transcript is spliced from 14 exons. Bases 168 to 1610 code for a protein of 480 amino acids.
AUGGCAAGAUAAAAGGAGCAAAUGUCUCUUGUCUCUAAACACACACACAAAUACGCUCAACACGUGCUUGGUUGCCUGUCCGUCUGUUUGUGGCCGCUACAGAAGAAGAAGGAGAGGAUCCAGAAUCUAAACACCGCUGCUGAGCGUCACACCUGAAAAUUCAUAUCAUGGAUGCAGCAGAGUUUCGGCGCAGAGGAAAGGAGAUGGUGGACUAUGUGGCCGACUAUCUGGAAAACAUAGAAAAGCGACCCGUCUACCCAGAUGUAGAGCCAGGAUAUCUUCAUUCCCUCAUCCCCACCGAGGCUCCACUGGAGCCGGAGAGCUACGAGGACGUUAUAAAAGAUGUGGAGAGGGUCAUAAUGCCAGGGAUCACACAUUGGCACAGCCCAUACUUCUUUGCCUACUUUCCAGCAGCUAGCUCUUACCCUGCCAUGCUGGCCGAUAUGCUUUGUGGAGCCCUCGGAUGUAUUGGAUUCUCCUGGGCCGCCAGUCCAGCCUGCACGGAGCUGGAGACGGUGAUGUUAGAUUGGCUGGGGAAGAUGCUGCAGCUGCCUGAGUGUUUUAUAGCUGGAACACAUGGAAGUGGAGGAGGGGUCAUCCAGGGCACAGCCAGUGAGGCGACUCUGGUGUCUUUACUUGCUGCUCGCUGUAAGGUGAUUAGACGUGUCCAGGCAACCAACUCCAGUUAUUCUGAGUCUGACGUCUUCGGCAAACUGGUGGCGUACACCUCUGAGCAAGCUCAUUCCUCUGUGGAGCGAGCUGCUCUGAUUGGAGGAGUGAUGAUGAAGCAGGUUCCAACAGACGACUCCUAUGCUGUCAGAGUGGACAUGCUUAAGAAGAUGAUAGAGAAGGACAAAGCAGCUGGACUCAUCCCUUUCUAUUUCUGUGCGACUCUGGGCACGACUCCAUCAUGUGCUUUUGAUCACGUCGUCGAGCUCGGGCCCUUAUGUAAUGAGGAAAACAUCUGGAUGCACAUUGACGCAGCAUAUGCUGGGAGUGCAUUUAUCUGCCCUGAAUUUAGGCCUUUAUUGAAUGGAGUUGAGUUUGCUGACUCUUUCAACUUCAACCCACACAAGUGGCUUUUAGUCAACUUUGACUGCUCUGCAAUGUGGGUGAAGAAGAGAACUGACAUCAUCGGAGCCUUUAAAAUGGAACCGCUCUACCUAAAACAUGAAAACCAGGAGUCAGGGCUGAUCACUGAUUACAGGCACUGGCAGAUUCCACUGGGAAGGAGAUUUCGCUCUCUAAAGUUGUGGUUUGUCUUUCGUCUGUAUGGACUCCAAGGAAUGCAAGCUCAUAUACGCAAGCACGUAGCUCUGGCCAAAGAGUUUGAGAGUUUGGUGCGGGCAGACAAGAGGUUUGAGAUCUGUGCUGAAGUCAUCAUGGGGCUGGUCUGCUUCAGGCUCAAGGGCUCCAAUGAGCUGAACCAGAACUUGCUGAAGCAGAUCACCGACAGCAGAGAGAUCCACCUGGUGCCUUGCCAGCUCUCUGGACGCUUCGUCCUGCGCUUUGCCGUCUGUGCACGAACCACCGAGUCCAGCCACAUCCAGCAGGCAUGGCGGCACAUCACACAGCUGACCUUUGAGCUUCUGCAGGAGCCCAGUCAUUGACCAGAAGGCUGGUGAAGAGGCUGUCCAUUCUGAUGCCUGAACGAGGACCAAAGUUUGGACAAAUGUUCUAAGUUUCAUUUUGCAGAUGUAAAAUGUCAUAAAGGGAAUGAACAAUAGUUUCACUUCACAUUCAGGUGUACUUCUGUCUGCAAUUAAGUAUCCAAUUUGGUGAGUGGUGGUCAUAAUUAUGCCUUUUAAUGUGUUUGGCAUUGCAAAUUGAGCAAUAUGAAAAUACAAAUCUACAGAAAUCCUAAAUAACAUUAGAGAAAAAGAUGCAUGUCCCCAAUAUUACAUUUUAUAUCUGCAACUUUUCCUUCCGUUUAGUGAGCUUCACUGUUUAAUUGUGCUAUUGUCCUGAUCAUAGUGCUCUUAUCUCCCUGCAGAUUUGUUUAUGCUGGUUGUGUGAUAGUUUUUGAAUUUUGCAUUGAAUGUACUGUAUGUGACUGAAUUUUUGAGUCGGUGUUUGUCUACAGUUUCUGUAGGUGCCUACAGACCCAGCUUCAUAAUGUCUGUAUAUAUUAGUGGAGGGACUCGUAAAGAGUGAGGUUAAAGAAGUCUUCUAGUUAUCAGAUCAACCCCUUUUAUAAGUGCAUUCAUUUAUUACCUAAUUUGCAACAAUAGUUAUGUUUCAUAUUUAAUAGCAGAAAAGGGCCAAUCAUUUUAUUUUUUACAGUUUUUUUUUAUUAGAGUUUUUAUUAAUUCAUAUUGUGUCUUAUGCACAGUGGAUCUGCGUUUCCUGAACUGUGGUACAAGACAAUCAUUGAAUCCUUGUAAGUCAGAGGAGAAUGAGAAUUAAAUUGUGCUACUUUUUGGGGUAAACCGAACAAGUAAUGGUUUCCCCAGCUGAGCUUUUCCCCAGUUGUCAGAAUAAACUGUAUUCUAUUAUAAUUCUGUAUGAAGACAGAAAUAAAUGAUCAAAUGAGUCAAAAAGGAAAAGGUUUUAAAUCUAAGCUGUAAAAAUUCAUGACAUAUUCUCUGACUUCACAAACUCUGCUCAUAUAUUCUUGUUCAUAUUUAUCACCGUGUUCACCAUCAGUCUGGGAUCUUUCACAUCACUCACAUGACGUCAUUAUGCUUGUUUAGCUUGAAACCUUGAGAUGUAAGACAAAUUCUCCUGAUGAACAAAUGUGACUAAAAUGAGUCUCCUGCCUACUGACUGUGAUGGUUUGUAGGCUGCUGAGGUUUUACAUCCGUCUGACAGUGGUGUGACCUCAUCACGCUGUCUUGUUGUUGAAUCAUACGAUUGUGUCAUCAGCUGCUAUUACUGAUUCAGGUGUUUUGUUUUUGGCUUGGCUGUGGGCUGCAUGCAGUGGUGUGGGUUCACUGAAUAAAGUCUGCUGUUGUGUGCA